Molecule: messenger RNA, 1194 nt
Organism: Neltuma alba
Lineage: Eukaryota; Viridiplantae; Streptophyta; Magnoliopsida; Fabales; Fabaceae
Product: probable chalcone--flavonone isomerase 3
Exons: 5
Coding region: 394-1029 (211 amino acids)
Molecular function (GO): intramolecular lyase activity
Source: RefSeq, a predicted model, not a curated record
CUAAAUUGAAGUCAGCAAUCAUCCGCUAUUCAUUCUCAAUUUUUGGAUAUGUAUUUGAAACGUGAUUAGGUGGCGGAAGCACACAUACAAGGCAACAAAAGAUCCAAGUCGUGACUAGUAAUAAUGAAUGGAGGAUGUGGUAAUUAAGAGAAAGGUGGGCACAGCAGAAUGGAAUUUAUGGGGGGACGGUGGGAAAUGAUAAUCUCACGGCCUCACCAACUUCCCUUCCCUACCUACCUCCUCUGGGCCUUUUGAUUUGAGGAGGCACCAUUGAGCCGUCUCCUGCGCCUGCCUUAUCAACUCCCCCUUCUUCCUUCCUUCUUGUUUCUGUUGCCCCUCACAUAUCCCCUCUCAACCUUUCUCUUUCUCCCCCAAUCGCCUGCAACCACAACCAUGGCUGCUCAAACUGAAACGGUGAUGGUCGAUGAAAUCUCUUAUCCUUCCAAGAUCACUACUGCCAAGCCCCUUUCUCUUCUCGGUCAUGGGAUUACGGACAUGGAGAUUCACUUCCUCCAAGUCAAGUUCUACUCCAUUGGGGUCUAUUUCGAGCCCGAAAUAGUGAAUCACUUGCAGCAGUGGAAGGGGAAAACCGCCAAGGAGCUGGAAGACAGCGAUGAUUUCUUCGCUACUCUCAUCUCUGCCCCGGUGGAGAAAUUUAUCAGAAUAGUGGUGAUCAAGGAGAUCAAGGGUUCCCAGUAUGGAACCCAGAUAGAGACGGCCGUGAGAGAUCGAUUGGCAGCAGAGGACAAGUACGAGGAGGAGGAGGAAGAAGCUUUGGAAAAAGUUGUGGAGUUUUUCCAGUCCAAGUACUUCAAGAAACACUCGGUCAUCACAUAUUAUUUCCCAGCAAAUUCUCCGACGGCUGAGAUUGUGGUGUCCUUGGAGGGGAAGGAAGACUCCAAGUUCGUGGUGGAGAAUGCUAAUGUGGUGGAUGCGAUCAAGAGGUGGUACUUGGGUGGCUCAAGCGGUGUGUCCCCGUCAACCACCACAUGCCUGGCCACCACUUUUUCUGCCGAGUUGUCCAAGUGAAGCCUGAUUUUUGCGGCAGCAUGUACUCAAUCAUACUUUCUCCGCCAUUUCUGUCUUUCUAAUGCCUCCUUUCCACUGCAAUUAAGAAUAAUGUUAAUCUUAUGACGCUUCCUUGAGUUUUGUUGGCUUCUUGAAUGGUUGGUGAAGCACCAGAGCAUUAUAUGC